AUGUUGCCCGAGCUGAUUGAACGAAUCUGCAGUUAUCUCGAGCUGGCAGACAUUGUUGCGCUGCGAAAGACCAACCGCCACUACCGCCAGUCCAUCUCCGAGUCGCUGGUGCGGGACAAGCUGAUGCAGCAGUGCCCCUACUACCGCCUUGAAUACAGCCAGCACGGGAGCUGGAGGACCGGCGGCGCCCAUUACGUGCGCGACAGACACAUUGACGUGUUCAUUGACCUUGUGGAAUGCUCCUUCCACACUGACUCGCCUCUGCCGCGCGACUUUGAGUGCCUGUGUACCGACGUGGAACGCACAUUUUCGUGGGACUACAACAACCGGGGCAUUUGCUUCAACGAGAAGCAGCUGGACCUCAGCGAUCUGAACACGGACUUUGCUGUGCCUUGCAACUACGGGGUGAGCUUUGGAGAUGCAGGAACAACCAUCAAAUACCACGGGUUUGGGGUGACGGUCGAGGGACGGAUGAUUCAGGCCAGACACACGUCCCGGGCCAUUGCAGCAAUAUCUGUGCAUCAGGGCCAUUUGAUGUUGACGGUCAAGUACCCCAACAAGGCUCCUGAGUCGAUCAAAAUGAACUGCAAGCCUCCCUUGCGGCUGCAGGUGAUCGGAGACUGUGUCUAUGUAUUUGGAAGACACGAUCAUACCUCAGUCCUGUACUUGAUCACUCCUACACGGUGUUCAGAGAUGCUACACGCUCAACGGCGACAGCCUCCUGCCGGCAUGGUUCUUUACGAUGGAAAUGUCUACAAUGUCGAUAUGGACGGACGAUACCGGUGUUCGGUCACCAGAGUCACUCACAGGAUCACGUCCGACAGAAACAGACCCCCAGACAAGUUCCACAGAGUGUACCAGGACGAGAAGCAUUCGCAGUACUGUUUGAUAUACAAGUCCACGGGUCUAGUUACUGGCAUUGUCGAUUUGAAGAAGCGACAGAAGAGCAUCCUGUCGCAGAUCUCCAGCGACAUUUUCGCCGACUACAACGGAGCUAACGAGCCCGAAGAUCAUUUGUUGAUGGUUGGUCUGAGCCAUGGAACUGUGGGGUGUUGGAGGUACACCAUGAAAUAUCUGGCUGAAAAGUACAAGAGCCAGCAUGGAGCCGAGCUGCCUGUUGAGCUGCGGGCGGUGUUGAAACAGCGGGCGGUGAGCUUGAGUGAGGACGAUGCGCGUGGACGGCGACCGGUGACCAGGGAGUGGACCACGGGGGAUCUUUUUGGCAAGAGUUGGAUGAGUAUGUCAUCAAAGCGGGAGAGUUUCUGA
Messenger RNA from Yarrowia lipolytica CLIB122, 1266 nucleotides. RefSeq lists its product as uncharacterized. Gene Ontology annotation, molecular function: protein binding. The record is from RefSeq and is a predicted model, not a curated record. Lineage: Eukaryota; Fungi; Ascomycota; Dipodascomycetes; Dipodascales.